GCCUGCCCUCACGGGCCGCUCCGCUCCCGACCCCAGUCCCGGUCCCGGUGCCGGUCCCGGUGCCGGACUCCAUGGCGGAGAGCGGCGCCUGGCUGCUGGUGCUCAGCGCCGUGUUCCUCUGCAACGCGCUCAAGAUCCUCCUGCCCUCCUGCUCCUCCAUCAUAUCCAGGCUGUUACAGAAAGAUGCAGAGCAGGAAUCCCAGAUGAGAGCUGAGAUCCAGACCAUGAAGCAGGAACUUGCCACCAUCAGUAUGAUGGAUGAGUUUGCCAGAUAUGCCCGGCUGGAGAGGAAGAUUAACAAAAUGACUGACAAGCUCAAAACCCACGUGAAAGCACGAACUGCCCAAUUAGCCAAAAUAAAGUGGGUCAUAAAUAUUGUAUUCUACAUAUUGCAGGCUGCCCUGAUGAUCUCUCUGAUCUGGAAGUACUACUCUGAGCCUGUCACGGUGCUUCCCAGCAAAUGGUUGGCUCCCCUGGAGCGCCUGGUGGCCUUCCCUACAGGGGUGGCAGGAGGUGUGGGAAUUACCUGCUGGCUCGUGGUCUGCAAUAAAGUUGUAGCUAUCAUGCUGCACCCCUUCAGCUGAAGGAAUCCCAGCAAUCCAUGGACUCCUCAAUUUCAUUUACAUUAUCACUCUUUUAAAUUAAUUUUAAAAACCCAAAAGGGAUGGUUAUCUUUCGUGAGACAAUCCUUGUUAAUCCCAUUUGGAUAUCAGUCACUCCUUUGGAUUUCUCUUCCCAGAGUUUGUCUUUCAGUUUGGAAAGGACGGCACUGCUGGUUAUAAAACCUCGUUUUGGGUUUAUUCCUGGCAGAACCGUAAGGUUUUGUCAUGGUCUGUUGUCACCAACGUGUAGAACUGUUGGAUUUGUGGUUUUAAAUUGGAAAUGUGCUGGCUUGAGGAAUUAAUUUGGGAGCUUGGCUGUUUCCUUGCUGUAAAACGUGGUGGCUUCACCCCGAGGUGGGAUCGUGUUGAGCGGUGCAGAGGGAGGUUGGUUGCUUGGCUUGGGGCACAGAGGAGUUUCCUUGUGAUUUUUUACCCUAAAAUUGGAAUAUUUUUGAGCUCUCCUAAAACAAUAGAUGUGUUGAAUCAAGAUUUUAUCUCUUAAGAGGUUUCUUCAGCUGCCAAGCACAGGCUCCCGUCCAUGAAGCAGAAGACCGUGCUGUUCCUGCAGAGGGGAUGCUGAUUUAGCUUCCCACUCUGGAAUUCCCAGAGGAAUGAUCUGUUCUGCUAUUUUUUUUCCUCCCUGCAGGAAGGAAAGGGGCCAGAACCCCUCCAAAAUUGGCACUGCCUUUAAAACCCAGUUCAAAAAGUUGGGUAAUGUUGCGUGUGUAUAUAUGGAUUAAAUAUUUUUGUUUGGUUGUUUGUUUUAUGUUAAUUUAAAAAUUGGGAUUUUAUAUUAGGAGUUGCAUUUAGCCAACAUGAAAAAUAAAUAUCAAGGAAAAAAAAAAUGUUGUGGUUGAGUCUUAUGUAUAAUUGUGUUGUUAUUAAGGAAAUAAAGCUUUUACACCCAU
This is a messenger RNA of Hirundo rustica (Barn swallow), 1510 nucleotides long. It is a transcript of the gene GET1, whose product is annotated as guided entry of tail-anchored proteins factor 1. The record is from RefSeq and is a predicted model, not a curated record. NCBI's taxonomy places the organism in Eukaryota, Metazoa, Chordata, Aves, Passeriformes, Hirundinidae. Gene Ontology annotation, biological process: tail-anchored membrane protein insertion into ER membrane. The coding region runs from base 72 to 584 and encodes 170 amino acids. The transcript has 5 exons.